Molecule: messenger RNA, 4075 nt
Organism: Ochotona princeps (American pika)
Lineage: Eukaryota; Metazoa; Chordata; Mammalia; Lagomorpha; Ochotonidae
Gene: ADAMTS15
Product: ADAM metallopeptidase with thrombospondin type 1 motif 15
Exons: 8
Coding region: 297-3149 (950 amino acids)
Biological process (GO): extracellular matrix organization; proteolysis
Molecular function (GO): zinc ion binding; metalloendopeptidase activity
Source: RefSeq, a predicted model, not a curated record
UUGGGGAAGACGCUCGGCACUUCGCUGCAAAAUUUCGUCCUUGCACUUGACAGCGAAUGCGGUUAAGCUCCCCGAGCACGCUCUGCCUGGAAAGACACAGGUAGGAGGCGGGCUGCCUGGUGCACGCUCGCUGCUCGGGGAGGAGUCACCCUCUGCAGCUCUCCUUUCUUGGGAGCUGCCGGCAGUCCCGGGGCGUUGUGGGUUCCGGCGCGCGGGCUGCACCGAGCCGGUGCCCGCAGCCAGGGAUCCCAGGGUCGAGCUCCUUGGCCAGAGAGCGGCGUGCGCUGCCGGGCGCCAUGCUUCUGCUGGGCAUCUUGACCCUGGCUCUUGCCGGGCGACAGGCUGGCGGCUCUGAGCCGGAGCGGGAGGUGGUGGUUCCCAUCCGACUGGACCCGGACAUCAACGGCCGCCACUACUACCGAAGAGGUCCCGAGGACUCCGGGGAUCAGGGACUUAUUUUUCAGAUCACGGCGUUUCAGGAGGACUUUUACCUACACCUGGCGCCGGAUGCUCGGUUCCUGGCACCAGCCUUUGCCUCGGGGCAUCUGGGCACCCCCCUCCGGGUGCUCACUGAGAACUCUGAAGACUUGCGACGCUGCUUCUACUCUGGGGACGUGAACGCGGAGCCGGACUCAUUCGCCGCUCUGAGCCUGUGUGGGGGGCUUCGCGGGGCCUUCGGCUACCAAGGCGCGGAGUAUGUCAUCAGCCCGCUGCCCAACGCCAGCGCGUCCGCGGCGCAGCGCAACAGCCAGGGCACACACCUCCUCCAGCGCCGGGGCGUCCCGGGCGGGUCUUCUGGGGACCGCACCUCGCGCUGCGGGGUGGGCUCGGGCUGGAACCCCGCCAUCCUGCGAGCCCUGGACCCCUACAAGCCGCGGCGGACCGGCCUGGGGGAGAAUCGGGGCGGGCGCAGAUACGGGCGCGCCAAGCGCUUCGCCUCUAUCCCACGGUACGUGGAGACACUGGUGGUGGCUGACGAGUCCAUGGUCAAGUUCCACGGCGCGGACUUGGAGCAUUAUCUGUUGACGCUGCUGGCCACGGCGGCGCGCCUUUACCGUCACCCCAGCAUCCUCAACCCCAUCAACAUCGUUGUGGUCAAGGUGCUGCUUCUUGGCGACCGUGACAGCGGGCCCAAGGUCACCGGUAACGCGGCCCUGACGCUGCGCAACUUUUGCGCGUGGCAGAAGAAGUUGAACGAAGUGAGCGACAAGCACCCUGAGUACUGGGACACCGCCAUCCUCUUCACCAGGCAGGACCUGUGUGGUGCUACAACCUGUGACACCCUGGGCAUGGCUGAUGUGGGCACCAUGUGUGACCCCAAGAGAAGCUGCUCCGUUAUUGAGGAUGAUGGGCUUCCGUCCGCCUUCACCACUGCCCACGAGCUGGGCCACGUGUUUAACAUGCCCCAUGACAACGUGAAAGUGUGUGAGGAGGUCUUCGGGAAGCUCCGAGCCAACCACAUGAUGUCUCCGACCCUCAUCCAGAUUGACCGGGCCAACCCCUGGUCAGCCUGCAGCGCUGCCAUCAUCACGGACUUCUUGGACAGUGGGCAUGGCGACUGCCUCCUGGACCAGCCCAGCAAGCCUGUCUCCCUGCCUGAAGACCUGCCGGGUGCCAGCUACACCCUGAGCCAGCAGUGUGAGCUGGCUUUUGGCGUGGGCUCUAAGCCCUGUCCUUACAUGCAAUACUGCACCAAGCUGUGGUGUACCGGCAAGGCCAAGGGUCAGAUGGUGUGCCAGACCCGCCACUUUCCCUGGGCAGAUGGCACCAGCUGUGGUGAGGGCAAGUUCUGCCUCAAGGGAGCUUGUGUGGAGAGACACAACCCCAACAAGUACAAGGUGGAUGGCUCCUGGGCCAAAUGGGAACCCUAUGGGCCCUGCUCAAGGACCUGUGGUGGGGGCGUGCAGCUGGCCCACAGGCAGUGCAGCAAUCCCGCCCCUGCCAACGGGGGCAAGUACUGCGAGGGAGUGAGAGUGAAAUACCGAUCUUGCAACCUGGAGCCCUGCCCCAGCUCAGCCUCUGGCAAGAGCUUCCGGGAGGAGCAAUGCGAAGCUUUCAAUGGCCACAAUCAUAGCACCAACCGGGUCACCCUUGCUGUGACAUGGGUGCCCAAGUACUCGGGUGUGUCUCCCCGGGACAAGUGCAAGCUCAUUUGCCGAGCUAAUGGCACCGGCUACUUCUAUGUGCUGGCACCUAAGGUGGUGGAUGGAACGCUGUGUGCUCCCGACUCCACCUCGGUCUGUGUCCAAGGCAAAUGCAUCAAGGCUGGCUGCGACGGGAACCUGGGCUCCAAGAAGAAAUUUGACAAAUGUGGGGUGUGUGGGGGAGACAAUAAGAGCUGCAAGAAGGUGACAGGACUCUUCACCAAGCCCAUGCAUGGCUACAAUUUCGUGGUGACCAUCCCUGCAGGUGCUUCAAGCAUCGACAUCCGCCAGCGUGGCUACAAGGGGCUAAUUGGGGAUGACAACUACUUGGCUGUCAAGAACGGCCAAGGCAAGUACUUGCUCAACGGCCACUUUGUGGUGUCAGCUGUGGAGAGGGACCUGGUGGUGAAGGGCAGUGUGCUGCGGUACAGUGGGACGGGCACAGCAGUGGAGAGUCUGCAGGCUUCCCGGCCCAUCCUGGAGCCCCUGACUGUAGAGCUCCUUUCUGUGGGCAAGAUGACGCCACCCCGGGUCCGCUACUCCUUCUAUCUACCCAAAGAGCCCCGGGAGGACAAGUCUCCCCACCCUAAAGCCCCCCGGGGUCCCUCUGUGCUGCACAACAGUGUUCUCAGCCUUUCCAACCAGGUGGAGCACCCAGAUGACAGGCCUCCAGCACGCUGGGUGGCAGGCAGCUGGGGACCAUGUUCUGUGAGCUGUGGCAGUGGCCUGCAGAAGCGGGCAGUGGAUUGCCAGGGCCUCCCGGGGCUGCGUGGAGCCUCAGCCUGCGACAUUGCUCAUCGACCGGUGGAGACGCGAGCCUGUGGAGAGCCAUGCCCUACCUGGGAGCUGGGGACCUGGUCACCCUGCUCCAAGAGCUGUGGCCGUGGCUUUAAGAGGCGUUCGCUCAAGUGCCUGGGCCAUGGAGGCCGGCUGCUGGCCAGAGACCAGUGCAACCUGCGCCGCAAGCCCCAGGAACUGGACUUCUGCAUCUUGAGGCCAUGCUGAGCAACACAACACAGGUUGUCCCUGUGUCCUCCUCACUCUCCGCCCCACUGCUGUGCCCAUGUCAGGCCACUUGGAUCAGUGGGCAGAGGGCAGCGUCCAGGGGCCCAUGCCGCUGUGUCACUCACAUCCAGGGACAAGGCCCCGAGGCUGGGCUGAGACGUCCCUUCUUCCUCCCUGGGCUGGGCAGGGCAUGCUAACUUACGCACAGUCUACCUCACGCCCCGCUGCUCCCGGGCCCAGGUGCUGGCAUAGGCUGCGAGGGGCAGCGGCUGGGCGAAGGGACCUGGAGGAUGGGCAGAUCCUAGGGCAGAAUUUCAGGGACCUGGGCCCCUCCUUCAGGGAGACCCCUGGCUUCUGGAAGAGCGGUGGCCCAGCAGCCUGGUACCCUCAGGUGGCCCCAGGGGCUCUGAUCCAUCUCUGAAAGAGGCAGGGUUUCGUGGUGCUUUCAGCUCACACUCCUUUCCUGAUUGACAAGCACUGAGCAGCAAGAAGUGGCCAAGUGGGCUGAACCUGGGGGAGCAGAGAGACGAGGCAGUGCUAGAGCUCCGGCUGCUGAAUCUGGGAAAAAAACCUGACCAUUCCAGGUCUCUCAGCUCCUGUACUGGGCCUUGCUCCUUUAAGAAGCAGGCGCGCCUUCCUGUGACUUUCAAGGCGGAAGACUAGUGAGAAGGUUUUUUCUUAGAUAUCCCCCUGAAGCAUGUCAGAUAGAGGCAGAAAGCAGAGAGGGAGCUUGGCACUCUGAGAAAGACACUGAUGCUUCUAGGGGGUGAUGGACUUGGUGGUGGAAGCAUAGACUUGGAGGGGCGAUCUGAAGGGCUCUGCUGAGUGAUGGGUGGGUAUCCGCUGAGCUCUGUGUUCUGAGGGUGUUGCCAUGGAUGGGAGGUGGAGACCUCAGUUCUGAUGAUGUCUUUCUUUUGAGAGGCAUC